Molecule: messenger RNA, 1432 nt
Organism: Thlaspi arvense
Lineage: Eukaryota; Viridiplantae; Streptophyta; Magnoliopsida; Brassicales; Brassicaceae
Source: the annotation of a GenBank genome assembly
UAAUGAUUUUCAGAAAAAUCUUGUCCAAUUUCCGUAACCCCUUUACGCCUCCGUCUCCGUUCUCUUCGCUCUCCGUCUCCAAUGGCGGGUUUCAAUUCUCUAAUUCCUCUGAAACGCGGCGUUACUAGAGCAACCGGAAAUCUAACGGCUCCGUUAGCUACUAUUUCGGCUGCACGAAAUCUCUUCACGGGAGCAGGAUGUAAUGGAGUCUACAAUAUUUGUGGUGAGCAAGGAGUGUUUUCUCAUUCCAAUGGAAUCAGUAAUCACAAAGCCAUUGGUAAUGCUGGCGCGCGUACCGGUCCGUUUCAUCACCUUCUCCGUGUCAACCAAACAAACAAGCCCGCCUUUUUUAGGGUCCAAUCUUUGAGCUACCAGUUCGUGGCUGAUUCACAUGCAUCUCCUAGACGUGUUUUGAGAACUGAGGAUGAGCAAGAUGUUGCGGAUCCAUCAAAGAGGGAAGACGCUGAAACCCCUAGGAGGCAUCAUAUGGGGGAGAACAUACCCAAGAAGGAUAAAAUUAAGUUUCUUGUAAACACUCUUCUUGAUAUCGAAGAUGAUAAAGAGGCGGUUUAUGGAGCUCUCGAUGCCUGGGUCGCUUGGGAACGCAAUUUCCCAAUUGCUUCCCUCAAAAGAGUAAUAGCUAUUCUUGAAAAGGAACAUCAAGGGCAUCGAAUGGUUCAGGUAAUAAAGUGGAUCCUGAGUAAGGGGCAAGGGAACACGAUGGGGACUUAUGGGCAGUUGAUACGGGCGUUAGAUAUGGACCGUAGAGCAGAAGAGGCCCAUGCUAUCUGGCGAAAGAAGAUCGGGAACGAUCUGCAUUCCGUGCCUUGGCAAUUAUGCUUACAGAUGAUUCGCAUAUAUUUCCGGAACAACAUGUUACAGGAACUUGUCAAGCUGUUCAGGGAUCUGGAGAGUUAUGACCGUAAGCCUCCGGAUAAACACAUUGUGGAGUCAGUGGCGGAUGCUUACGAGCUUUUAGGAAUGGCUGAGGAAAAAGAAAGGGUGUUGACCAAGUACGGCAAUCUGUUUCUGGGCACAGCAUCAGAUGAGAAUUCAAGAAGAUCUUCCAGGAAGAAGAAGAAACCAGGAGUGAGGAAUCCUGAAGCAACCACAGAAGACGCAGCAAAAGCUUAGUUACAAGAAGAGGUCAAAGAAAAUGUGGAUAAAACACCAAGAUUCAGAAGCUGCCACUGAGAAAUGAUCCGAACAUGGAGGCAUACGUUGUAGUGUUUGAUACGUGUUUAGUCGGUAAAUUGUCGAUUGCAAGGGACAUUGUGACAAAGCUUAAGACCCCUUUGGAAUUUGUCGCGAUGGAUAUAAAGAUGUUUAAUUUAGGGUUUGAAUGCGGCACUCGUCGUAAACUGAGAAGGUUUGCUCGUCAAGGAAGGAUCCGCAUGAUCAUCCUACCUUAACCGAAUUAGAAGAUAUCUUG